Messenger RNA from Sphenostylis stenocarpa, 330 nucleotides. Lineage: Eukaryota; Viridiplantae; Streptophyta; Magnoliopsida; Fabales; Fabaceae. The record is from the annotation of a GenBank genome assembly.
AUGGCCCUCAUCAUCAGACUCCAACAUCUACUAAGCCUCAUUCUUUGGCUCUUCCUCUUAUCCCUACUCUUCCAUGCCUGGUUUGGUUUCAAUUCCCACUAUCAUAACCAACCCCACUUCUCUCUCUAUCCAAAUAGAAAAAUCUUAGCAACUGCCCCAGCUUUUGACUUCACCCCAUUUCUCCACCACCACCACCACCACCACCGGCAUCAUCAUCGCCGUCACCACCACCGGAGUCACAUGCCAGACCCAAAGCUAACCGAGAUUGAUCCACGUUUUGGUGUUGAGAAACGCCUCGUUCCAACCGGUCCAAACCCAUUGCACCAUUGA